AUGAGGAAGAAGGCUCAGGAGAGGAAAAGGGCCAUGUCACCACCUUCAAAUUCAUCUUCUUCGGUCUCAAACAAUCCUCCGAUGGACUCGAUGCCCUUCAUGGAGACCAAGGAACGAAGCUUCUACGAUGCCGGUGGGGAUCAUGAUCAGAUGUCGACUCCAAAGGGUUUUGAAGAGGGAGAGAGUACUGAAACAGGGUACUCCAUGGAUGACAUAUGGAAAGAUAUUGCUCUAUCUGAAAGCGAAACGAUGGAAACAGUUUGUGAAACAAUCAUGGCUUCUCCAAUUUGGAACUAA
Messenger RNA from Camellia sinensis, 297 nucleotides. The record is from RefSeq and is a predicted model, not a curated record. Lineage: Eukaryota; Viridiplantae; Streptophyta; Magnoliopsida; Ericales; Theaceae.